Messenger RNA from Coniosporium apollinis CBS 100218, 258 nucleotides. RefSeq lists its product as uncharacterized. Bases 1 to 258 code for a protein of 85 amino acids. The record is from RefSeq and is a predicted model, not a curated record. The transcript has 2 exons. NCBI's taxonomy places the organism in Eukaryota, Fungi, Ascomycota, Dothideomycetes.
AUGAGCUACCAAAUCGGCAUCGGCGUCCCCGUGGACACGCUCCUCCCCGUCACCGGCGUCUCUACUCUGCCCUUCACGGGCCACCUCACCUUCCUCGCGAAUCGCAUCGUCUACCACCGCCUCAAGAACGAGAAAUACAUGGGCGAUCGCCUCGCCGACUCCAGCGACCCGCACACCGACCCCUUACCUCACGAGCCGCGCUCACGCCAACUUCCUCAAGAACGUGCCGCUCGCAUUCAUCUUCGCCGCCGUUGCUGA